UCACUUCAUACUUGGUUCUUAGAGCGAACACAUCAAGAAGCUGAAAAACAGCCAGAAGGCAAAAAAACAAAAAUCAAAUCACCUACAAGAUUAUACAAAUUCGCCUGCCAGUUUCCAGCUAAAGAGGAACAGAUAGCCUUUUAAUUGGUGGCAGAGAUGCAGUGAAAAAUGUGCACAAAAUAAACUUAAAUACAUUUGUGAACUAUCCAGUGAUUGCUAAUUAUAAAAGACAACUAUUUACCAGUGAAAACAAUUAAAAACAGAACGUAAAGAUGGCCAGUGCUGUGCGUUGUGAAAUGUGCGGAAGGAACGGCAUACGAAAGUUAAUUUUGGUAGUGGCGUUGGUCAUGAUGGCCGGCAGCUCGAAGGGCUCUCCCUUCGGUUCAUCUUUCUUUAUGGAGGGCGUACAGUCAGAGGUUGUGAACCCAUUCAACCGCACCAUCCUCAACCGCUUCAACCUGACCGAGGAGCAAAUCCUGAGCAUCCAGAACCGCAGCAAUCCGAAUAUGAGGGACGAGUCUGCCCAGUCCUCCAACAAACAGUAUCUGGAGCAAGUCGCCACUCAGCGACUCAACGACAUCAUCAAGCGGGUACAAAAGGCCAUCUCAAACGAGCCCAAUGGCAGCGUGUCCAAGGAGAAGGCCGGCUUUCCCAUCUGCAAUGCAGAGACUACCAAUCCGGAGGAAUGGCAGUUGGGCAACAACGUGACGCUCCAGUUCGCCAGCAGUGUUUUUAUUUCCAACAACGAUGACCGUCUGAGCAGCGCCCUGCUCCGCCUCUAUAAGACCAAUCCCGGCCAGAAUCGCGACCAGAAUCCCGGCCAGGUACCCGCUCAGCCGGUCAGUACGGAGACGCCAGGCAGCACGGCGCCAAACUGUGCGGAGCAGCUAGCCGUGGGUCCCCAGAUCCGGGUCACCGUCUCCAUUGUCCUCCAGCAGAGGAAGAAACGUAAGUUAGAGCGCAAGAAGCGCACCUGCAACACCGCCAUGCUGAGCAGCUCCUCCACCGGCUGGGUUGAGAUCGACGUGAAGUGCGCCCUCGCCUACUGGGAGCAGCAGCACCGGCAGGAGCAACAGCACCGCCAGCAACUUCGCCAACAGCAGCCGAUGCAGCCCCAGUUGAUCUCCAGCGUGGUGGGGAUUCUGAUGAUCGAGGUGCACGACGACGAGGAGAAUCCGUUGAAGCCGGGGAUCUACUUCGAGCCACCCACUUGCGAACAGGCAGAGAUUGCUGUCCCAUGGAGCGUUUACCGAACAGAACCGUUUAAGUCUCAUCUGGCGAGUUGGCCAUUGCCAAGAAAACCAAGGUUAGACAUUCUCUUCAACGGCAGCAACUCCAUGAAGAGCAUUCACAACACCCCCAAGAGCAGAACGUACAUCGAAUCCACCACAUCCAACUCACCCACGAUCGAUAACCAGCUGGACGAGAGCGGCGAAUACGAGAGCCAGCAGCGGGAUCGCGUCCACCUGCACCACCGACGCCACCACCACAGUCACCAAUCGAAUUCCGAAUCCGCCGAAAUCGAGGCUGAGGAGCUGAUGUCCUCGGCGAGCGACAGCGAACAGCAGAUGGAGCCCGUCUCAAACCACCACCGACAUCGGAGUGGCCACCACCAUCAUCCGCACCAGCUGCACCAGCAUCACCACCAUCAGCGCCACCACCCCAAGCACCAUAAGAUUCCCACCCACCCGCAGGAAUAGAUGAUCGGGAAUCAUCCAUAGACCCCUUAAACCUUCUCUCUCACCCUCACUCAUGCUGGUCUUAUAAUUAUUUCUUGUUUUGUAUUUGUAACUUUAGGGCCAGUUGACUUAAUUAGUUUUUAGUUGAUCGGUAUAUUGGUAUCUCCUGCCGCGUAACCUUAUUUAAAUUAUAUUUUAAAUUUCGUUGUAAGAUAAGUGCAUAAUUUCGGUCGAAAUUCGAUUUUAAUUUUAAAAUCUCUCUUAUAUUAGAAGCCUGUGAUUUAGAUGUGGUUGAAUUCGCACAUAUUUUGCUACGAAAAUUGUUAGAAACUCAAGAAGGAAAGCAAGCCCGGAAAACGUUAAAUACAAAUUUAAGUAACAUAUUUAGAUGGUAAACUAAAUUAACCAAUGCCUUAUCGGAGCAUUACAAUCCCAGACUUCUGCACAAUCCACUCGAAAACCAGCAAGCCAAGGACGAACCAAAUCGAGCAUUUUCGAUUCCAUUGAUAAGCGCUUAUAGUCCCGGAAUAAAGUUUUGUUAUACAAAUAAGUCAUUAGGUUAAAAGUGCCUUCCUGCUAGCAACGGAGCACCACGACGAGCAGCCCUAAAUCUCAAAAUUGACUCAUUGGAAAUCAUUGUUCUGUUUUGUUUAUAAGAUUUUAUAAGAUCCGCAUUUUCAUUAAGUCAAACUGCUAUCGAUGCAUAAUCCUCCACCUCCAUCCUAACUAAGUACAUUGGUGUAGUUUUGCAAUGAAAAAUAAAU
Messenger RNA from Drosophila gunungcola (fruit fly), 2443 nucleotides. Its product is annotated as protein anachronism. The record is from RefSeq and is a predicted model, not a curated record. NCBI's taxonomy places the organism in Eukaryota, Metazoa, Arthropoda, Insecta, Diptera, Drosophilidae. The coding region runs from base 273 to 1700 and encodes 475 amino acids. The transcript has 5 exons.